Ictalurus punctatus (channel catfish) is the source of this 6500-nucleotide messenger RNA. RefSeq names its product IKAROS family zinc finger 2 (gene ikzf2). Gene Ontology annotation, biological process: regulation of transcription by RNA polymerase II. Lineage: Eukaryota; Metazoa; Chordata; Actinopteri; Siluriformes; Ictaluridae. The transcript is spliced from 8 exons. Gene Ontology annotation, molecular function: RNA polymerase II cis-regulatory region sequence-specific DNA binding; DNA-binding transcription factor activity. The record is from RefSeq and is a predicted model, not a curated record. The coding region runs from base 1452 to 2954 and encodes 500 amino acids.
AACUAAUGACAACGAAUCCAUAGCUUCCGGUUGUAUUAUAUUCACGGUUUUUAUUUUAUUUUUUUGAUUUGCAGUGUUUAUUGCGGUUAGAGAUCGCUGUCUCUAACGCUUUGCCGUGCGCAGCAGGGUUGCCAGAUCACGUCUAAAGACUAGCCACCUCUUCAUUUAUUUCUGCACAGCAUUAUUGAUAAACGAUAAGACUUCUAGGAUUGUAGAAACAUCCCGGUUUCUGACUGUAAUUAUACAGGGCAAUAAGAGUUAACCGAGAUGUUGCGUGAAGCUGGGUUGAGAGACUGUGUGCGACUAUCUGGCAACCGUGUUGGUUGUUGUGAUAGCAAUCUGGCAACCCGGGCAGUGCGGUUAUCGGAUCACCUGUUGCAAUCGGAGCACUGCAGGGAGGGAUUUGCGGAGUUAAUAUUUCAGGAAUGUCUGUUUUGGUGAGUUUUUAACGUCGAUGGAGGGUCGUGCAGGGGGGAAAAAAAGAAAGAAAAAAAAAAGGAAAGCACUAUAUUGACUAACCUGAUGUAAAAAUAAAUAUAUACAUAAAUAAAUGUAUUUUUUAUUUCAAUGGUUAAUAGAAACAUAAUUAUUAUUAUUAUUAUUAUUAUUAUUAUUAUUAUUAUUAUUAUUAUUAUUAUUUAGUACUCAUGGAGGGAGGGAGAGAUAGAGAGAGAGAAUCCCAGAGAAAUCCUAAAUUACCCUAAUCUAGAUACCUAGAUAAACUCAUUGUAAUCCCCUUAUUGAAAUAUCGCGAUAUUACCGCCUCGUUUAUAUUUACUUGGUUAUAUACUUAGAUAGAUAGAUAGAUAGAUAGAUAGAUAGAUAGAUAGAUAGAUAGAUAUUUUUUAUUGUACUUUAUAUAUUUUGUCUUAGAUGUAUGUUCCCUUACACCGUAGUGUUUAGAAAGAAACUCAAAGAUGUUUUUUGUUUGUUUGUUUAUUUAUUAAUUUAUUUAACUAGUGUUACACAGCAGCAGCCUAUAAGUUGUUGCCAUAGUGACCAAAAACCUGUCAGAAAAAAACGGAGGAUAGCAACCCACACGAUUUGAAAUAUUAUCCCUUAACGUUAAACUUUAGUUCUUUUUCUUUCUUUCUUUCUUUGUUUUUUGUUUGUUUGUUUGUUUGUUUAUAAAUAAAAGAGACUCUUCCUAUUUCCUUAUUUAUGGCCAAUUCCACAACGGAUUACAUACAGGGAAAGGAUACCGUUCGGCGUUCUCUCUCUCUCUCUCUCUCUCUCUCUCUCUCUCUCUCUCUCUCUCUGUUUCUCUUUCCCUCCUUCUCUGUCAUUCUUUCUGUACCGAUAAACCCGUUUAUUCCAUCGAUAUGUCAGCAGCAAAACUGAACCACAGAUAUGGAAUACAAGCAAAGCUGAAAUGAUCAGAGCUAAAGUGGAAGAAGAAGAAGAAGAAGAAGAAGCAGAAAGACCGACAGCUCGUCCCCCGCAUCACGGUCAUGGAGACAACCGAUGGCUAUCUAGCGAGUAACGGCGAGUGCUCUCCCAGGAAGGAGGGCAGCAGAAUGCAGGUGGACCUGUCGCUCCACACACACAACGGGCAACAUUCCCAAAGUCCCACAUCUCCCUCCGCGCAUAAGAUCAAACAGGAGGAGGGAACUGAAGAGGACGCAGAGAGAAGAGCCGUAAGCCAAGACGAGACGACCCACAGUGGGGAAGAAGGGUCGGUAUUGGAAGAGCCUAUGAUUGACAGCCCGAACAACCUACAGGACGUCGGAGGCGGAGCCGAGGCACCGCCUGACGCCGCGAUACGGCUGCCCAAUGGUGAUCGUCCGUUCCAGUGCAACCAGUGCGGUGUGUCCUUCACCCAAAAAGGAAACCUGCUGAGACACAUCAAGCUUCACACAGGCGAGAAACCCUUCAAGUGCCCAUUCUGCAGCUACGCCUGCCGCCGCCGUGACGCCCUGACAGGCCACCUGCGCACACACUCCGUUGGUAAACCACACAAAUGUAACUACUGUGGGCGGAGCUACAAGCAGCGCACAUCAUUGGAGGAGCACAAAGAGAGGUGCCAUAAUUACUUGCAGAGUGCUGGGAUGGACUCCACCCCCAAUCCGGGUCCGUAUGCAGAGGUUCCUAAAGAGCCGAGACCUCUGGGAGAGGUAGCCAGCAUAGUGCCCUUCGAACGGCCGCCUGUCAUCGAGAGACUGCAAGCCAACGUGGCCAAGAGGAAGAGCACUACGCCACAGAAAUUUGUUGGAGAGAAGAUGGUGCGCUACGCCUACCCUGACCUGAACUUCGACGUUGGCCUCAAGUACGAGAAGGAAGCAGAGAUCAUGCAGGCUCACAUGAUGGACCAGGCACUCAGUGGCUCCCUCGCUUAUAUAAACAGCGAUACUCUGCGUCCCAUAAUGUCUCACCCGCCGCUGGCCAUGCCCGAGGUGGUGUCCAUGGUCAACCCCCUGUUCCACUCCGUGUAUCCCCUCGGCCCGCGCCUGGAGCGCCCGAACAGCCGCGAGUCUCUCCACGUGCCCCACCAUCCAGCCCACCAAUCGGAGUUUUCCGCCCGCGCCAACGGUGGCAUCGCCCUGGCACGGCCCAAAACCUCGCAUGCGGUCCGAGGGGAGGUGCACGACGGGCGCGACCGCUCGCCCAGCAACAGCGGCCACGACUCGGCCGACUCGGCUCGCAGCAGCCCACGAGACAAACUGGUGAAUCAGACGAGCGCCAGCGUCAGGGCAGCGUUGGCACGGCCGGACGAGAGCGGCCAUCCGCCGGGUGUCAGAGACGGGAUCCGAGUGUUCGGACCGGGAGGAAACGAGGUGCGGGUCUUCCAGUGCGAUCACUGCCGCGUGCUUUUUUUAGAUCACGUCAUGUACACCAUCCACAUGGGCUGCCACGGCUACAGAGACCCCCUCGAGUGUAACAUCUGCGGCCACUGCUGCAAAGAUCGCUACGAGUUCUCCUCGCACAUCGUCCGCGGCGUGCACACCUUUCGUUAAGGAAGGAGAUGCAAACUCGCCCCCGGGGAUCCAGGAUCCCAGACGGCGUCGGAGAUGUCCAGCCGAGCAGCCAUAUAUAGCAAAUACGUAAUAUGAAGGUUUAGGUCCAGCAGGUUUUGAUUUUGAUUUCGAAGGCGAUAUAUUUGGGUGAGGGUUUUACUUUAAACAUGUAGAGGAUGUGAACGAUGUGUUGAAAUUCUCUCCGCAUACACAGACACUCACUUUUUUUUCAAUUUUUUUUUUUUUUUUAAUCUACUGCACCAUCCAAAAAACAGAGCAGCUAUAUUAGCUUAAACGUCAUGAAGGGUUUUCUGUUUUUUGUUUUUAUUUUAUUUUAUUUUAUGCGUGUGCGCAUUUGUUUGAUCUUUAGUGCGUCUUUUCUUGCCGUCGUCCCUGUCACAAAAGGUCUAUUCGAGAUUUUAUAGAUGUCGCCAUAUGAGUGUAUCAGGAACAAAGUGCUCUUGUGCACAAGGGACCUUCAGGGGAAUAGAGAAAAGACUAAUAAAUGUUACUCUUUUUGUUCUUGUUGUGUUGUUUUUUCUUUCAUUCUUUCCUGCGCUGCUGUUUUCUCAGUGCCUUGCCGAUGUUUGGACUGUUAUGAUUUUCGAGCUUGCCUUUUCCACCAUUUUUCCACCAUGACCUAUUAUUAUAACCUUAGCAUUAGAGGUUGCUUUAUUGUUAUCGUUAUUAUUAUUAAUUUUUUGUUUUCUUUUUCGAUUUUCACUAUGAGUAUGUGCAGGAUCACACUCUCCCCUUCACGCUUGUGUACUACUAUGCUCCCCAUGCUGGCAUUGUGAUGUAGCUUUGUAGCCACAUUAAUAGACAGCAAUUUCUUUCUUUCUUUCUUUUUUUCUUUUAAGCAGCAUUCUGCACUGCAGCACAACUUAACAAGCCUCUUAAUUGCACCGGUAGCACAGUGUCUUAUCUGUUUGUCAUUGUAGCUUCUCCUUCACUAACCCACUCACUCAACAGGUAAUGAUUACAGCCCGCACUUUAUCACACUGCUUUAUUAUUAUGCUGGUUAUUACAAAAGCUCUCCUCUGGAGCGCUGGGUAUUCGCUUGUUUUCUUACACCUCAGGUUGGAAUUGAAAAAAGGUAGGUUCUCUACUUCUGUAGAUGAAAGUGUAGUGGUGUUAAAGCUAAAUCUGAUCCAGUGUUUGGACUGCAUUGACCAAAAAUUGUACACCGGAAAAGCCUGUAGAUAAAACGAUUAAUAAAAACGCACAGCUUUUUUUUUUAGUUGAUUAGAACUCCGAGCGUGCUCUGUUUGCAUAUUUUAUAUUGUUAAAUUAAAAAAAGAAAUCAAAACCUAGUGAAUUACGCCGACCUGUAAUCCGAUACUAUUAUAUAUAAUCAUACCACAGCACUGUUCUAAUUCUGUAAUCUGAUUGGUCAGAAGGUUGAUUCGUUUUCUCAGAGAAUCGUUACUGUUGCAUGACAAAUCUCACUUCUUGUUGUUUUUUGUUCUUUUUCUUUUAAAUGAUUUUCGAUGCACUCGUUCUAAUUCGUUACUGCUACAUAGAAAGAGCGAGCGCUUACACGGGGACUUGUGUGUACAGCGGAAGCUCCUUAUACUUACGUAAAAAUGAAAAGAAAAGAAAAAAAUCGUGUAAGCGUUGACAUGGUGAUGAGUUUUCCUCGAGGCGACUGUGAGUUUAUUUAACUUUAUGGAAGCAGUCUCCGGUGUCAGCGCUUUGUAACAGUCAAAGUUACAAAAGCUGCGUUUUUUUUUUUUGUUGUUGUUGUUUUGUUUUGUUUUUGUUUUAACGACUUAAAGAGAGGGAACGGCUGUGUGUAGCUGCUAUAACUUGUCUCGUGGGUGUUUCACGAUAUUAAACGUAACUAUAAACGGAUAAAGAGUACAUGCCGUUCCUUAACGAACUACAGGACGAUACGGAAUCGUUAGCAAACUGCUGUGGUAUAAGAGGAAUAGAAUAAAACACUUCAGGAUGUGCGGUGAUGGGAAAAUAAUCAUCGGCGUCCGUGUCGCGUGGUAGGCGUUACGCCACUUCAUCGCGAUGCCGUGUCGUUUAUGAUUUUCCCAACAGAGCGUGCUUCGAAGUGUCUUAUCCCUUAAUUCUUCCUCGGUCGAACUUUUUAAUGACGCUGGUGUGAACCUUUUGGAAAGAAUGAUAAGUUGCUAAUGCGUCUGUGAUGCUGCUUUCGCGUUGCUGUUAUAAGCGGAGGCAAGUCAGCAGAGCCUGGAUAGCUUGAACAGUUUCGAUGAUCUGACACCUGUAGCCUUAUUGCUUCCUGUUUCUUCAGUGCUUCGAACACUCGUUCUCACUUUGAGGUGUUUUUUUUUCUUUCUUUCUUCUAUCUUCGUCAUGGUGCAUGGUGAUCACUGUAAGCAUUGUGUGCUUUCUGAGCUUUUCACAUUUUCUCACCUUAACUAUGUGGAUUAUGGGUAAAAACUGUGAAUGAUCUCGAGGCCGUGAGUCGUAGCACUGAUCGAACACACACAUUCCUCUUUACAUAAACUUGUUGUUUUGUUUUUUGUUUUUGUUGUUGUUGUUUUUUUUUUGUGUGAAUUUUAUUUUUCGAACACAAGUAUUGAAAGUCAGUAAACGAAAUGACCAGUUGUAUGUGUUUUCAUUGAAUUUAUUUGCUUGAAUCUUUUUCUGUCCAAGUCUUUUUGUUUUGUAUUUUUUAUUUCGAUUUUUUUUUUUCUUUUUGUGCACUGUAGCGUUUUUAAAUGGAAAAUGUCGAUUACUUGUAGAAAGAAAAAAAAAAAGAAAAAAAAAAAACGAGUCUGGAGAUUUGUUACAUAUCAUGGCUUUACAGUCUGGAUUAUGUUUAAAAAAUAAAUAAAUAAAUAAAUAAAAGAACAAAAAAGGACCCAAAGAAAGAGGUGAAGGACGCAUCGACGUAAAGACUAUGUUUACAGCCACAAGCACACGAGUGUUCAUUUAUUAAAUCUACUCUUUGGGAUCAGUGGAACGUACUUGAAGUUAAAUCAGUGGCACUCAGAGUCUAGCUUGUUAUUACAUUCACGUGUAAUGGGUUGAUAUUUUAACAUUACUGUAAAUAUAUAUAUUUUUGUGAACGAAGUGUUUUGUUUUUUUAUUACUGUGGGCCUUACGAUCAGCAAAAACGAGUGUAUUUUUAUAUAUAUAUACAUAGAUAUAUAUAUAUAUAUAUAUAUAUAUAUAUAUAUAUAUAUAUAUAUAUAUAUAUAUAUAUGUAUAUAUAUACGUAUAUAUGUAUACAUAGCGACUAUAUGUAUGAAUGAAAUGCAGUAUAUUUUGGUACAGAAGUUAAACCGGGUUUAUCUUUUUUUUUUUUUUCCUGUGUGUGCUUAAACUUUUGGGCCUUCUCAGGUAUUGUGUUGCCAAGAUGCCUAUAAAAGAUAGCAUCUUAAUGAGCUGAUACAGUAGAAAGUGAUUUUUGAGGAGAAAAAGGAGGGUUUUUUUUUUUUUUUUACGGAAAUAACAGAAACAUGGUGUUAAAUGUUUGACCCUCUGAAGGAACAGCUGUAAGGUGUUGGAUUUUAAAGGAUGGACUGUUUUGUUUUGUUUUUUGCAUUAAAUACCUUUAAACUCUCA